This is a messenger RNA of Clunio marinus, 1391 nucleotides long. Lineage: Eukaryota; Metazoa; Arthropoda; Insecta; Diptera; Chironomidae. The record is from the annotation of a GenBank genome assembly.
GCAGUUUUCAUUGAGAAUCGAUCAGUAAACGCUCGUAACUAGCAACAUGAAGAUUCCUUUUGUUUUUGCAUUUUUAGUGGUUCUCCACAUUUCUUUCGUGUGUGAUGCAAGACAAAGUUUUUUUGACUGGAUUAGUUUCAGUCCCGAUGGGCCAGCAAAAGUAGCUGAAAAUGUCAGAGUUGUUUUCACGCCCGAUAAGAACACGGUUGUCUUUCUUCCUUUGAAAGACCUCCAGUUCUUGCCAACUCAUCCCAGAUUCAACAAACAAUUACCGACCGUAAUUUAUGUCCAUGGUUGGAUGGAAAGUGGAACUUUAGAUGUGUCAACUCUUGCUAUUCGAGGAGCUUACAAUGACCGUGGAGGUCACAAUGUUGUUUGUCUUGAUUGGAGUCAUUAUUCGAAGAAUGUUAAUUAUCGAACUGAAGUCAUUCCACAAAUGAAAGUUAUUGCUGAAACAAUGGCAGAAGAACUUCGAGACAUGUUCAACGAAGGAUAUCCCAUUUCAUUAUUUCAUCUUGUGGGUCAUUCUCUUGGAGGGCAAAUGGUUGGUAAAAUUUCAAGGCAUUUGAAGAAAAUUACUGAUGGAACUAUGGAAGUGCCAAGAGUUUAUUCUCUUGACCCAGCGGGGCCAGGCUUUGAAAAUCAUAAUAUUGAUGGGUUCGAGCCAAUUAGCAAAACAGACGCAAAGUACGUUCAGAUCAUCCACACAUGCGGUGGUGUCGCAGGAAUGAUACAUCGAGUUGGUCACAUCGAUUUCUUCCCUAAUGGAGGCACUCAUCAUCCAGGAUGUGCUGUCGAUGCUGGUUCGGGCGUUUUUGGUCCCGUUGAAUACGCUUGCGACCAUUAUCGAUCAUGGCAUUUCUAUCAAGCUUCUGUUAGAGAUGAAAAGGUUUUCCCAGCGAUAAGAUGCAUUUCUUACGAUGAUUUCCUUUACAACGGAACUUGUUAUGCAAACGACAUUGUUUACAUGGGCUUUGGUGCUGAUAUAACCGCAACUGGUAAAUAUUAUCUUCAAACAAGAGGAAAUCUCUUCAAUCUUUCAGCGGGCAUGGAUGGAAUAAGACCAUUAAAAUAUGGUGUCACCAGAUUGAAUGUUCCAUAUAAUAAUUACAUGCCUAUGUCUGUUCCUGACGAAAUAACAGAAGGAGAAAUGUUUUAAAUGAAUUUACAUGUUGUUUGAAAUUCAACAAUAAAGUUUCAUGUUCAGCUAUGAAAAUAUGAAAUCAGGAAUCCUUUUGUUACUUAUUUUGACUGGUAGAAGUUUUGUGGUUUUUAUUUAUGUAUCAGACAAUUUAUUUGCUUCCUUUUUGACUUGAGAAUUUCGGAACUAUUCAAAACUGCAGUUGAUGACAUAAUUUAUGUGGAUAUGUUGAUGGUUCUUUUGUUAACUU